This is a messenger RNA of Pogoniulus pusillus (Red-fronted tinkerbird), 5779 nucleotides long. It is a transcript of the gene USP42, whose product is annotated as ubiquitin specific peptidase 42. The record is from RefSeq and is a predicted model, not a curated record. The transcript is spliced from 17 exons. Gene Ontology annotation, biological process: protein deubiquitination; regulation of apoptotic process. Bases 315 to 4301 code for a protein of 1328 amino acids. Gene Ontology annotation, molecular function: cysteine-type deubiquitinase activity. Lineage: Eukaryota; Metazoa; Chordata; Aves; Piciformes; Lybiidae. Gene Ontology annotation, cellular component: cytosol; nucleus.
UCCUUCUCCUGGAGCGGGCUCUGGGUUCUGCUUCGCCGCGUCCCGCUGCGGGUGGCAGGGCAGCCGGGAUUCCCUUGCCCCGAGUCCCGCGGCGAGGCGGCGGCACCCUGCAGGGCCUGCCGCCUACUGCUCGGAGGGUCCGCGUUCGAUUUGUCUCCCCUUCCCGCUUCCCCGCGCCUAGGCGCUCGCUGCCCCCGCCCCCCCCCCCGCCGCGUUGCCAUGGGCACGGAGUCGCCGUUGGGCAAGCCGCUGCCGCGGUCCUGCCUCCGGACGGUCGGUAAAGGCGCUGGCUCCGGCCUGGAAAGAUAUGAACAAUGACCAUAGUUAACAAGCCAAAAUCUUCAAACUCUAAAAAAUCAUCAUCAAGGCAGUCUGACAAAUCUAAGAAACCCCGUACGAAGAAAAUGACAUCCCGCACUGCAAAUCUGGGACGGGUGCCACCUGCAGAAGAUCCAAAUGUCUCUGUGGACAAAGGGCCUGGAGGUCAUAUUUAUUGUAGGUCAUCUCAAAAAUCUAAGCCUUUUGCCCAAAGAGAUCUAGUGGUCAAUGAUGGAAUUGCCCCACCACAAAGGAUUCUGUUUCCACCUGAGAAAAUCUGUAUGGACUGGCAGCAAACGCAAAGCGUGGGAGUUGGACUGCAAAACCUGGGCAACACCUGCUUCCUUAACUCUACUCUCCAGUGUUUGACCUAUACCCCUCCACUUGCCAAUUACAUGCUUUCUCUCGAGCACACCCAGUCAUGUCACGAGGAAGGAUUUUGUAUGAUGUGUACAAUGGAAACUCACAUAAACCAGGUCCUGUGUUGCUCCAAUAAUGCCAUCAAACCCACAUCUGUUAUCAAUGGCCUUAAAAGAAUAGGAAAACAUUUCCAUUUUGGCAGUCAGGAAGACGCACAUGAAUUCUUAUGCUUCACCGUCGAUGCUUUGCAGAAAGCUUGCUUGAAUGGAAGCACCAAAUUGGACAGAUCUUCCCAAGCCACCACCCUUAUCUAUCAGAUAUUUGGAGGCUAUCUAAGAUCUCGAGUGAAGUGCUUAAACUGCAAAGCAGUUUCAGAUACCUAUGAGCCAUUCCUUGAUAUUACUUUGGAUAUAAAGGCAGUUACCUCUGUCACCAGGGCUCUAGAACAAUUUGUGAAACCAGAGCAACUGGAUGGUGAAAACAGCUACAAGUGCAGCAAGUGUAAGAAGAUGGUUCCUGCCUCAAAGAGGUACACCAUACACCGUGCUUCCAACGUUCUCACAAUAUCACUGAAGAGGUUUGCAAAUUUCACUGGUGGAAAAAUCAACAAGGAUGUAAAAUACCCUGAAUAUUUGGAUCUCCGAGCAUAUAUGUCGCAGUCAAUAGGAGAACCUCUCAUCUAUGCUUUGUAUGCAGUUCUGGUGCAUAGUGGUUUCAACUGUAAUGCAGGACACUAUCUCUGCUUCAUCAAGGCUGGGAAUGGACUCUGGUAUCGAAUGAAUGAUGCUUCAGUAGAGCUCUCUGAUAUCAAGACAGUGCUCAACCAGCAAGCUUACGUACUUUUUUAUAUCAGGCGCUACGACCUGACCCUCGGAGAACGUGCGUUUUACUUGCCAGCACCAUCCUAUCCCCGCUCCUUCCUCGGGCAGCGGGGGGCUAACAGUAAGCAGGCUGGGUUUAUGGGACCACGACUUCCUCCUCACAUGAUGAAGAACUCAAGUCGUCUGAAUGGAAAUGGGCCCCUAAAAGAGGAUCCAAAUACCAUUGGUGUUACCCUAAAAAGGCCAUCUUCAGCUCCACCAACAGCUUGUGUUCAAAACUGGGCAAUUGCCAGGCCUUCAAUUCCAGAUCCAUCCAAACCCCAGAAGAUCACUAUCAGUAUUCAUAACAAAUUGCCUGCACGUCAGACUGUGUCACAAGCUGACUGUCUUAGCGGUGCUGCAGAGGAUGAGGACCUAAGCAAGCCUGUAGCUUCAUCUACCAUUACAAAUUCUUCUGCAGCAGAGUCUACCUCAAAUGCAUCUACAAUGUCAGUUGCUACUAACAUUUCCAAACAGGAAGUUCCUGAGGAGAUUUUUGUUGAGCCAGCAGUGAAUGGAAAUGGAAACCCUAAACUCAGCUCUGAUAGCGCGGCCCCUUACGGUGCGGAACCGUGGGGAAAAUCCGAGGAGUCAAAGGGCUUGUUCAAAAGGAAUUGCAACAUAGUAUCUUCCAAUGGGAUUUUGAUUGGAAAGGUGGUCCGUACGUUGCAGAAUUCCCAUUCUUCCUCUCAGAAUGCUGAAGAAGAGAGAUCCCAGCAUGAGCUGCCAAAAAGUGAUUCCCUAAAUGGUGCUAUUAGUUUAGAUAAUGAAUCUAAAGAAAACGGACUGAAACUUGAUGAUGCCACUUGCCAAGUCCAACCUGUUAAACCUUCUGAGAUUUUCUUUCCUAAAACAAAUGGACUGCUUGAAACAAUGCCUGUAAGGUUGUCACCGGUUCCUCAAGAAAUCCUCUUAGAGUCUCUCACAUACAGCCAGUUGAACAGCUUGUCAGAGGAAAUAAGUGUCCCUGGACCACAGAAAUCUUCUGAGAAUGCUGCUCUCAUGGAAAAUGUGGUGAUGGAAGCACUCUUUGCCUAUGAGGAAUCCAGGAAGGUUCCUUCCAACUUUAGCUGUGAGGUUGAGAAUCUUUUUUCUCAGUCAGAUUCCGAAACCAUUUCUACCAAAGAAGUAGCUGAAAGUAUGAAACAAGCUGACAACAUCCAUCCCAACAUCAACGGGCAGCACAAGGUCAGGAAAAAACCCUCGGACGCUGAAGAGGAGCUCCUCGGGCAGUGCGAGUCGGAAGAUGGCAGAGACAAAGACAAACUGAGAAGAUCAAAAGAACCCGAACCCCUUUCAAAAGAAAAUCCCUCGUACAUCAAAGGGUCUCCUGAAAGGGAAGAGAAGUUAGGACCAACUUCCUCUCUGAAGCCUGACGUUGAAUGUAGUUCUAAAACACUUGUGUCGCUGGAUACGGCAGAGAAAUGCCAGGAUGCAAAGGACGUUUCUCAUAGCUAUGUGGAGGUGCCACCUGUGAAUGACUCUUCCAUUACGAAGCUGGAUAAAGUGCUGGAGAGUCAAUUCUCUAGAGACAACGAGGGACUGAGUAACAAAAAAUGUGAAGAAGACAAACACAGAAAAAAAUACAAGAAAACUCUGUAUGACUCUAAAAGAACUGACAAAGAGCACUACCGGAGGAAGAGAGAAAGCUCAGACACUGAAGAGAGGGAGAAGCAAGGCAGAAGCAAACCAGAUGAGCAUUCCCACAAGAGGAGGAGGUCUGGCAGCAUAGAAACAAAUAAGCAGAAUCGCCCUAAGCAGCAGGAGCAUUGCAGCGAGAGCAAGUACAGAGCCUCCCAUGGUGACAGAAAGAGCCCAAAUAAGGGCAAAAGCUCAGGAAAAUAUUCUCGGUAUAGAUCCCGAAGCAGAGAAAGAACAGAACAAGACAGGAGUAGGUAUUAUCAUUCCAAAGGAGACAGAACUUGGAGCAGAGAAAGAUACUAUCAGGAUGAGCCAUGGAGAUGGGAUAAAUGCAGGUACUACCAUGAUUAUUACUCCUCGUAUGGAGCAAGAGAUGGCAGAGAGAGAAAAUCUUCUCAUUCUGAUAAGGACUUUGACAAGCUGAGUCAAGCUUACAACAGGUCACACAAGGAUUAUCAUUGCAGAAGCAGGUGGCCUCACAACACGUUCUCUGACGGGCAUCACUUCAGCAGCCACAGAGCAAACUUCUAUCACUGUUCAGUACCUCAGCAGCAGCCUGACAAAUACCCUCGCGAAAGGCAUGCGCUUCCACCUGGCUCAGCUCAUGCGAGCUUCGAGGACUCCUCCCGGGAAAACGAGAAGCUCAGAAAUGGCAAAAGGAAAUCCAGCCCCUCCGAAAGCAGCGGGAGCGAGAUGGAGAGGAAGUGCCGCAAGGUAGACGACCAAAGAAUGAAAAAAUAUAGGAAGAAGAAAAAGAAGUCCAAAGAUAAACAUCGAGAGAAGGAUUACAAACAUUAUGAUUUGGAUGACUCUGUGCUCCGCUUUGACAAUGACAGUCGCAAACAUAAGAAAAAGAAGAAAAAGAAGAAACACAUCAGGAAACCAAAAGACUUCUUGGAACACUUAGAUCCUCAUUUCCAGAAGAAAAGGCGGGAGCGGGAAGAAUCCUGUUCUCCAGGGGGCUAUUUUUGUGAGCAAUACAGAAACCAGGGCAGUAACCAGCCCUCCAAUGAAGGGAAGUUUUCUGCUGCAGGUGACAGCAAGAAACACAGCUUCAUCCCAUCCAACCAGUAUGGUAAAGAUGCAGAGCUUACUGAUGGAAGCCUUCACUACUCCAGCUAAACCAACCAUUGAACUCAAAUACUUCUUAACCAUCAAACCCAACGACUUUUUACUAUCAAGCCUGACAUGACCAAUAUUGACCAUCACAACUUAAAACAUUUAUUAUCAAAAGAAUCACCAUCAAUACAAAACCCAGUCAUAAGUGGUGCUUAACAUUUCUGUACAGAAUUUUACCAUGAAAGAACUUUUUUUUAAGUUUUGAACUCGAGACUUUCUUUUUUAAACAAAAAAAAACAGACUUCUAAUCCAAAAGGGUGGAAACUUUUUACAACUGCUGAACAUUGUAAAUGACCACAUCAGUCUCUCACCGAGGUGAGCUAAUGCCCUGGAAUAGACCAUCUCAAAUGCUGCUUAAUUACAGACUCAGGUUGACUUUAUGUUAUUCAUGUAAUGUUACUCCCGAGUUAGACAUCUGGUGCAAGAGCGACCAGGAAUUACAGAAAUGGCAACUGACAGUCUGUAUAUUUAAUUUAAAGACUUAUUUAAGAUUUCACAAGCUCUCCAAUAAGUAGAGAUUUGCAAGAGCUUCAUCUUAUUUUUUUUUCCCUGUGAUGUCUGACACUAGCAACUUCUUCACAGUUGAGCUGUAUUCAAGAUCUGAAGAAAAUCUUCCGAUUUUCAGCAUUGUGAAACAAGGAAUAUGCAGUUCUGAAUGUAUCUCAAGACUCUUUGUAUACUCUUCCAUAUGUUUUUAUUACAUUUUCUUAAUAUACUGUCACUUGUCUGAAGUCUCAGUUGUCUGUUUUGUCUCUUUAAAGUGUCUAGUUACAGACAAAUUCAUACUGUGAUUUUUAUUUUUAUUAUUAAAUGCUAUCAAACUGUGAUGCACUUAUUAUUCACUGGUCCUGCAUCAGGAGAUGAGUGGGGAACCUGUAUUAAAUACAGUUCAUCUGAAUAAUCUGUCUGGUUUAUACAAGCUGUGUUGUUCAGAGAUGUCUAAGAGUUUGAUCUUUGUUUUUUUAAAGAUAACAAAAGAAAAAAAAAGCACUUGCCCCACUGUAAAUAUAUAGCAUGUACAAUUUAUAUAGUAUAUAAAUACAGUGAAAAAGUUAAAAUGCAUUUUUACUGGAGUUUUACUUGAGUUCUUUCCCCUGCACCAUGCCCUGUGACUGGACAGCUCGCCCGGUGGUUGCUGCUCCCGAGAGCAGCUCUUCCUUUCAGUGCUAGGUGAGAAGAUGCUGUCGGUGUGACCCACAGAAGUAACUUGGGACUUCAGCUGCCUCCACAAGAAUGCAGAAGGCUUUCUCCUUUGAAGUUGAAAGCUUCCAAAACCAGACAACAGGUUGGAAGCUCAACAGUAGCUUUUAAUGGUGUGGGACACUAAGGAGGAAAAAAGGGAGCAAGGGCACUGUUUUACUAGAAAAACAAAUCUUUUGGUACAUGGAGAACACUCUACAGCCAACCAGAAGUGUACCCUGCAUAUGUUCCUAUGGCAACAGUUAUGUGAAGUUACAUAAAGUAACGUGACAAACAAAACA